Molecule: messenger RNA, 815 nt
Organism: Dromaius novaehollandiae (emu)
Lineage: Eukaryota; Metazoa; Chordata; Aves; Casuariiformes; Dromaiidae
Gene: ABITRAM
Product: actin binding transcription modulator
Exons: 6
Coding region: 23-658 (211 amino acids)
Biological process (GO): regulation of actin filament polymerization; regulation of filopodium assembly; dendrite morphogenesis
Cellular component (GO): filopodium tip; nucleus; dendrite
Molecular function (GO): actin filament binding; actin monomer binding
Source: RefSeq, a predicted model, not a curated record
CAGGGCGGGACCGCCCGGGAGCAUGCGUGCAGCGGUCCUGGUGGGAGGGGAGGGGGUUUGCGCUGAUAGGCUCUUCGUGGCGGCUCGACCUCGGCAGCGGCGCGCCUGCGGGUGGACGUGGGGGCAGGCUGGUCGGCCGGCGGGCAUGACCGCGGCGCAGGGUGGCGCGGAACGCUACUUUACGCGUUGGUACAAGCCAGAUGUGAAGGGGCGGCCGUGCGAAGACUUCUGCGUGCUGCAGCACUCCAACAGAAUUUGUGUCAUCACCUUGGCAGAAGCCCAUCCUCUUCUUCAAAAUGGAAAAACAAUUAAAAGCAUUAAUUACCAAAUCAGUGCCAACUGCAGCAGACUUCAAAAUAAGGUCUCUGGGAAAUCAAAAAGGGGAGCUCAGUUUCUAACAGAACUUGCCCCUCUGUGCAGGAUAUCCUCCUCAGAUGGAGAGGAGUACACCAUUUAUAGUUGUAUACGAGGGCGACUGAUAGAAGUGAAUGAAAACAUUCUUAGUAAUCCAGCUAUUCUGCAAGAGAAGCCAUCAACUGAAGGAUACAUAGCAGUGGUUCUACCCAAAUUUGAGGAAAGCAAGAGUAUAACUCAAGGACUUCUGACGCAGAAGGAAUAUGAAGAAGUCUUGUUGAAACGUCUUAGUUCUUCUUCAUGAAAUUAAGUAUGCAGGUAUCAUCUGUAUUGGCUAGCAAAUGAACUACUUGUAUUGUACACUAUAACUUCCAUGGUAUUGAAAGGUCUAGUGUCCAUUUUUAAAAGCAUAACUUAAAUACUUGUUUCACACAAGAAUAAAGUACCUCAAAUAGUUUGUA